CGUUCCAUUUUUAAUUUAAGACGAAUACAAUCGACCUUAUGACUUCACGAGCAAAAAUGUGCAGUGACCCUUCAGAAAAAAUAUCUGGAAUAGUGUAGAAGCUUCUUAUUUCUCUUAUCAAAAAUCAACCGACGAACAUCCUAGAUUAGCCUCGAAUUUGAUAGCUUUGUGGGGAAUAUCGUCGAAUACUCUGAGAACAUCCUAGAUUACACUCCAAUUACAUUAAGUUUCUUGGUUCAUCAUCGCCUAUAAAUAUCACGACAUCUUCUCUCAUUGGUCAUCAGCAAAUUAUUAAACGCUACAAUCAAAGAAAAAUUCAAGCUCUGUAAUAGUUCAUCUUUUGUCUUCUUCAAACGACAAAGUCCCCAAAAAAUGUCUCUGAUUCCAAGCUUCUUCGGUGGUCGCAGGAGCAACAUCUUCGACCCAUUCUCCCUCGACUUAUGGGAUCCGUUCGAAGGCUUCCCAAUUUCAAGCACAAUCGCCAACACCCCCUCCUCUGCUCGUGAAACCUCUGCUUUCGCAAAUGCAAGAAUCGAUUGGAAAGAGACCCCACAAGCGCACAUCUUCAAAGUAGACGUUCCGGGGAUCAAGAGAGAGGAAGUGAAAGUCGAAGUUGAAGAAGGAAGGAUACUACAGAUAAGCGGUGAGAGGAGCAGAGAGCAAGAGGAGAAGAAUGAUCAGUGGCACCGUAUGGAGAGGAGCAGUGGCAAGUUUUUGAGGAGAUUUAGGCUGCCGGAGAAUACGAAAACAGGGGAAAUUAAGGCAGCUAUGGAGGAUGGAGUGCUCACUGUAACUGUUCCGAAAGAAGAGGAGAAGAAACCUGAGGUCAAGGCAAUUGACAUAUCUGGUUAAACAAGUGCAUGCAGAUCAGCUGUUUUUGUUGAAAGUCCUUUGUCUAUUGUGUUUGGUGUAAUCUGAAUUGUGUGUGUGUAAUUAUCUAAGUUGUGGGUCUUGGCUUUGUAGUUGUAAACAAGAAAUUGUUGUAUGAGCUUGAUUAAUGAAUAAUUUCCUUUACAUUUAUUUAA
Molecule: messenger RNA, 1025 nt
Organism: Capsicum annuum
Lineage: Eukaryota; Viridiplantae; Streptophyta; Magnoliopsida; Solanales; Solanaceae
Product: 17.8 kDa class I heat shock protein
Exons: 1
Coding region: 373-852 (159 amino acids)
Biological process (GO): response to hydrogen peroxide; response to heat; protein complex oligomerization
Source: RefSeq, a predicted model, not a curated record